This is a messenger RNA of Cyphellophora europaea CBS 101466, 5934 nucleotides long. RefSeq lists its product as uncharacterized. The coding region runs from base 1 to 5934 and encodes 1977 amino acids. Gene Ontology annotation, molecular function: ATP binding; protein serine/threonine kinase activity. The record is from RefSeq and is a predicted model, not a curated record. Gene Ontology annotation, cellular component: cytoplasm; nucleus. Lineage: Eukaryota; Fungi; Ascomycota; Eurotiomycetes; Chaetothyriales; Cyphellophoraceae. Gene Ontology annotation, biological process: phosphorelay signal transduction system; peptidyl-serine phosphorylation. The transcript has a single exon.
AUGGCUCAAAAUGAACCCGACAACAACAUCCUGCCCCCGCCGGCGAUUGCGGCCUUGAAGAAUGAUGCUGGCCUGGGUUUCCACAAGAUCGCCAUGGAACGGUCGUUCAGCCAAGAUAUCCAGGAAGGAACCCAGGAACUGAAAGAGGCCGCAGAACAGACUAAGAACAUUAUUCUCGACCUCAGUCUAGAUGGAGUCGUACGAUGGGUCAGUCCCUCGUGGACCGAGGUGGUUGGCACCGAGCUGGAGAGCGUCAAAGGUCAGCCCAUCUCGAGAUUCAUCAGCGACAAUCCUCACGUUUUUGAGCCGGCCAUAGAGGCUCUCAAGUCCAAUGCCUCCAAGAGCCAAUUCGUCAAAUUCACUAUCAAGGUCGACCCUCAGUCCGAUCUUGCCGAGAUGCUACCAGAUUUACCAGAGGAGGACAAGUCCUUCGAGAGCGAAGACGACAAAGAGAUACUCGAACUAGAAGGCCAGGGCAUCAUGGUGUACGACCGAGCGUCUGGUGGCGAGUCCCAUACCAUGUGGAUGUUGCAGCCUGCGACUGAACCCUUGCGAAUAGAGAUCUCGCUGCCACAAACCCUGGUUGAUUCCCUUGGUGUUGGUGCCGAAAUUCUGGCCAAAUACCUGACAGAGCUCACAGAGGAUAGCAACAAUGAUCCCCGCAACCAUCCCCUCCCGGAUCCGGUGCUUUGCCGCGUCUGUGAGAGGUCGAUCGUGCCCUGGUGGUUCGAAAAGCACUCUGAUCUCUGCGUGCAGGAGCACAAGGCGGAGAUGGAUGUUCAGAUGGUGCAAGAAUCCUUGUCCGAACACCGACACGCCAUUGUCAAAGUGCUCGAUGCCUUCGAGAAUCGCCAGGGGCGGCCAAGGUUCAGUGAUGGCUCACCGGUAUUCUCGCCUCCACCGGAAUACAAAGGGCAGCCUAUAGGACCGUCGCCACCCUCGUCAUCCGCUGUCUCCUCCGGCCCGGUUUCGCAGACUGCUAGCCCUGCCCGCUCACGAAGUCCGUCUACUUCGAACGCUCGUAGCGGGCAUGCUCGAGCUCGUUCUUUCGUCGUGCGACGCCCGCUUGUCCGGAUCGUUGAACUGAUCCUCGAUUUGUGCGACACUGCGAACGAGAUUAAUGUGCCAUCAAUAAAAGAGGAGAGAUCUCCAAAUGAUGAGUUCCCAAAAGCUCAAUCACCUCAGUCUGAGUCGCGCGCGGCUCAAGUACUCCAGUGGCAACAGCCAAGCAGCCUGGAGAACGAGCCCGGCCUACUUGCUCUUGCUCAAGACACCGAAAAGCUUGCCAGGGCCAAAGUUGAGGCUGUGAAUCGUCACCAAGCUAUUCUGGAAUAUUCUGAAAGAGUUCGUCAAGAAUAUAUCGCCGAAGUCGAGGCAUGUAUACAGGAGGCUCUGGUCAAGGCUGAACGCGCUCACGCUGGCGAAGCCCUUUCUUCGAGCGAGGAUAGCGAGGUCGAAGGUCAGACACCUGUCGAUGAGAGCCCGCCUCAACAACACUCAGACGAGCCUACCCCGAUCGCACCGGAGUCGCAAGACUCCGAAUCUCAAGGAUACGUCGGCAUCAAGUCAAUGGCUUCGGCACUACGCAGCGCUCGAGACGUCCCUUCUAUCUCGAGGCUGAGCCAACGUCGCUCAUCCUCUCAGGCGGUAUCGACUGGGUCAAGCAGCCCCGCCGAAUGUCCGACGCCCAAAUCACACAAAACUACUCAAGUAGCCCAGCCGCAACCAAUUUCUAACCGCCGAUCCAUGUACAUUGAGGAUCCGAAUGACAGUGAUGGGAGCAUACCUUCUUCAUCCGUGCUAUCAAGCCAGUUCCGUACCGACUCGCCAGCAUCGGUUUCGGAACAUGGUCUUGGUCGUACCGCCAGCUCCCGAGAACGCAAGCGCAGAAGUAUGCAUCUACACGGACUUGGAAGUGCGUCACCUCAUCGCCAACAUUCUCCUGGCCGCUAUCCGCCUCCACCCCCCUCGCCGCUUCGUCUGACUAAGUCCCGGAUACCAAGUGGAGAGCUCGCGCAAUCCCCUGUGGUCUCGCCGCUCCUGACUGCAGGAGAGUUUAUGCCGCCGCCCGACUUGCCCAACAAACACCAUCGCCGACAGUCUUCUAUUCACUCCUCAGACCCCAAGGCGCCUGGCUCCCCGAGAAUGCAUUCAAUUGCCCAUCCACAAGAACGAGUUCAACCUCCAUCAAUCAAAGACUUUGAGGUCGUUAAGCCCAUCAGUAAGGGUGCAUUUGGAAGUGUAUACCUGUCCAAGAAGAAGCGUACUGGCGAAUAUUUCGCCAUCAAGGUCUUACGCAAGUCCGAUAUGGUUGCCAAGAAUCAGGUAACCAACGUUAAGGCCGAACGCGCUAUCAUGAUGUGGCAAGGCGAGAGUGACUUCGUUGCCAAGUUGUACUGGACUUUCUCGAGCAAGGACUAUCUCUAUCUGGUCAUGGAGUACCUCAACGGCGGAGAUUGUGCUUCGCUGAUUAAGAUCCUUGGUGGCUUGUCUGAAGAUUGGGCUAUCAAGUAUACUGCGGAAGUUGUGCUCGGUGUGCAACAUUUGCACAGCCGAGGCAUCGUCCACCGGGAUCUGAAACCUGACAACCUCCUCAUCGACUCGAAAGGUCAUCUCAAGCUCACCGACUUUGGUCUGUCUCGUAUGGGUCUUGUUGGGCGACAAAAGCGGGCUUUGAAGCAGCCCGACGACGUUGGACCAGAUCUUCUCAAGCAAGGUCUGCCGUUCACCGGUCAGUCACAAUCAGGCUCUAACCCCAACUCCCGCUCAGCCUCUUUCGAUUAUCAGGGCGCCAGUGUGUCACCAGCCCAAACGCCACUCAUGACUCCUGCAUUGGCCGGAGGAUUAGAUCAACCGUCAUACUUCAACCUCAAUAGAGAAAGCUCUUUGAGCAGGGAACUCUCGAGGAGGACUUCGGGUCACCGAAGCGACAGUGGAAGCAUGUCAAGCCACGAUUUGCAUCAUGCUUUCAGAAACUUCAAUCUACAAGACACAAUAUCCCAUCCCAGCUCUGUCCAUUCCAGAAGUGGGCCAAUUGAAGAAGAGUCCGGCAGCGUGGGCAGUGCCUCGCCUGACUUGUUUCCACUCUCUCAGUCGAUGAGUAAUAUCUCUCCUGCUCCGCCUCCACCGAUGCCUCCACCGACGGCUCUAUUCGACCCAGAAGAAAGUACCCGACGGUUCGUCGGCACACCAGACUACCUCGCGCCUGAAACUAUCAACGGCAGUGGUCAAGACGAAAUGUGCGACUGGUGGUCGCUUGGAUGUAUCGUCUUCGAGUUCCUGUUUGGCUUCCCGCCUUUCAAUGCCGAGUCACCUGACAAAGUCUUUGACAACAUCUUGCACCGCCGAAUCGCUUGGCCUGAUGAGGAUGAGUAUCCUGUCACAGACGAAGCGAGGGAUCUCAUCAAUAAACUCAUUCAGCUUUCUCCACAGGAGAGGCUCGGCGCAAAUAGGGCCGAGAAGUAUCUCAACGGUGGUGCAGAAAUUCAAGCUCACACAUGGUUCUCAGAGAUCAAUUGGGAUACUCUGUUAGAGGACGAGGCGCAGUUCGUACCCAAUCCGGAACAUCCUGAAGACACCGAAUAUUUUGAUGCCCGUGGAGCUACGCUGUCGUCCUUCCCGGAGGAGCUGGAGGACCAGCUCUCACCUUCGGGCCGCACUCCAGGCUCAGCCGGCGAGCACCCGGAUCGACCUCACGAUGCACUCUUCCGCGCCAGAACUCAAGCUGCAUCAGGAAAACGUGGCCUGAUGCCCCUGCAUAUUCCACCGCAUAUGGCCAGAGAUUCGCGCAACCGACGUCUGAGUGAGCCUGUCAUUGCUGACGACUUCGGCAACUUCACCUACAAGAAUCUGCCAGUGUUAGAAAAAGCCAACAAGGAUAUCGUCGAGAAGAUGCGAAAGGAGGCAAUGCAAGCUCAGGCUAGAGGUUACAACUCGCAAGCUGUCUCGACCACGAACACGCCAAAUAUUGGCUCACCCGUGCCAUCUCUGGAAGGUAGCCCGAUGAUGCCUAUGCCCGUCAAACGCGCCCUGUCUAUUAGCAAAGGUCACCGUCCGGCUUCGCCUUCCGGCCUGGGGAAUCUCAACUCUUCUCCGAGCAGACCGUCGCAGCCUGGUUCGCCGCUGCUUCUGCAAUUCUCGACUGCACAGCAUCACGAGCGUCGGAAAACCUCUGGCUCGUCUCACGGCUCGAGUAGCUCCCUGCAACCCAAUGGUUUCUUUGACACGGCCGCUGAAGCCAAGAGUGGCACGUCCGCAGCUUCUUCGCCGAAUAAACCUGUCAAGGCGCCUACGGUUCCUAGUCCUUCCCCUGCGAAGCAAACGAGCCUUCCGUCCCGCUCUGGUAGUGUUCAUGGCCGUACCAGAUCUCAAACUGUCGGCUCACAAGACGGCACUGACUCCGCUAACUUACGUGAGAGUUUUGCGCCUGGACAUCACAAGCGCCGGAGUCAGCUGUUCUCGACUCGGGAUAUCUCACCUUCGUCUUCUGAUAAUGAAACAGCUCAGCAGAAGGCUCUUCUGAAGGUGCAGAGAAGACGGCAAAGUUCUAGAAGAUUGUCUCAAUUCAACCUACUCGAUGGUGGUCACCCUAUACCUAGUUAUCGGCCGCUUGACGUACUCAUCGUGGAAGACCACCCCGUCUCCAAGAUGGUGAUGGAGAAGCUAUUCGAGAAAUUGCGUUGCCGCACCAUUACCGCCUCCAAUGGACAUGAUGCCCUUCGCUUAGCUGUCAGUCAGAUUCAAUUCGACAUCAUCUUCAUGGAGUUCAAGCUUCCCCUCAUCAAUGGUGUGGAUGUCGCUCGAAUGAUCCGUGACACCAAGAGCGCGAACACGGCAACGCCAAUCGUGUGCGUAACGGGCUACCUGAGAGACCUUCCGGAGGUACACAAUUUUGACACCCUGAUGCAAAAGCCUCCGACGAUUCCUAAGUUGACGGAGGAACUAUGCAAAUACUGCUCCUGGAAGCCGCCGCCAAAAGACAUGAAGUUUGCGAUGCCCUUAACAAUUCCAAGCAAUCCUCUGAGGCAUGAACACCUGCCUACACAAGACAGCCCUAGCUCUGUAGCCUCGAGCAUGGCUCCGACCUUUGAUUCAUCAUGGAAAGGAUCUAGUCGAGAGGAUUCAAUUGGCAGCGGCGGAUUCUUCAGUGAUCUCGAGUCACUGAAAGCGGAAGACAUACCUGUAAUUGUGUCUCGUGCUGCUACGGAUGACUGGGCGCGUGGCCUAGGUAUCUCCGGCGAACCGGCCCGUACUUAUAAGGAAUCCACGUCGGCGCCGCCGCAUCUUCUACAUACGGAAUCUGCACCUCCGACUGCACCGUCGGACGAGGCUCUGACCAGCCAUGGAGCGGGCACACCAACGAGAUCUUCGGAAGCCACAAAAGCCAAGCGACGAUCACUAGAGAAGAAUGCCACUACGGGCGGCGCCGAAGAAGGUGACGAUGAAGACGAUGAGCUGGGUAACACCCGGCAGGAGUCUCGCUCACCAAUGUUGAAGAGUGCACGCACCACAUCCAAGCUUGGCAUCGAGAUGAUGCGCACCAACAGCCGUGGAAGUGUAAUAUCUAUGAAUGAUGACGGUCGCACAGCUGAACCCGAGAGCUUGCGUAAAAGUCUUGAGAUACUCGAACGAGGCAUGGAGUCGCUGACUAUUCCGGAAGAGUCCAUUUACGAACCCAGUGCCGUGCAGCCACGAAAACUUGAGCGGACCGCUUCAAACCACUCGCACCCAGAGCCUGGGGAUCAAGAGCAGCGACCUUCUAGCCGUGGGCAUAUUACGCCUCCUGUUAUCUUUCCUCAGAAGCCAGGACAGACAGUCACCGAUAUUGAGAUGGAUUGUGAUCUGACCCCGAUGCCGACCAAGCCACAGACAGAUCCUUUCACCACUCAAGAGCAACCUACGCCCAGAGCAAACCCAGCAAAUUCCGAGGCCUAA